CAUUUGAUAUGAUCCAUGUAUUUAAUGUUGAUAAAGUCAUUUGUAAAGUUCUAUUCGAUUAAAUAAUUGUGAUCCAGAUUUAUAAAUAUGGCUGCAUCCACUGAUGUAAUUACGGCUCGUAUGCAGACAUACCUGAAUAUGCCGUUGGUACAACGUUGCAGAGAAAUAGCUAUUUUAAUUGAUGAAUCGAGCACUACCGAGCUCCAACAUGUAUUUCCAGUUUUGGUAGAUUCAAUAUUCGGCAUAACAGAUAAUUGUGGAUGGUGCUUACACUUGAUUACAAUGAAAAAAAAUCCACACGAGUAUGAAGUACUCUGCAACUUUCUCAGUCCACAAGGUCCCAUGUUUUCGUUGUGCUACAAACUGUUGCCGGAUUGUUACUUGAAAUAUAAUUUUUUAGUCUCGUAUCUGCCGACGACAAUUCGUUUAAUGUUGGAAGAUGGUCUAAUACCUCCAUUUUACUUGGACAAGAUCAAGGAUGAUCAGAAUACAAGAUUUAAUACCGCUUUAUCAAUGAAUCCAUUCGAGUAUUACAUAUUUCACUUUGCAUAUCAUUUGACGAAUCCUUGGUUACAAGUACUGCAACAAGAUAAUGUUUGGGUGAAUUGGGAAACUGUGUAUGUACAAUUAGCACAUUGUUACCUCUACCACUUUUUGCCAAAAGACAACUCGACUGUUCUUCCUAUUAUCGGACCAUACAUUAAAAAAAUACCACGAAAACUUAUGCAAUCUCCUGAGACUAAAAGAGAUUGCAACAGGCUCCACACACCACGACUCUUGAGAACAUCGAUAUUAUCGCAAGGAUCUACAAGUCCGACAACGGGUGUACAGCAACAGCAGUGUCUACCGCAAGUGUGGCGAAGUGAAACAGUGGUUCAGGUGUUUUUAGAUUUUUGGUUUGAGUAUACAGACGAGAAUCAACGUAUCUCUCGUUUUAGCACACAACUAUCAGCACCUGUUACAUGCAGACACAGUAUCCACUCUGGAGAACAUAUUCGUCUUGUCAGGGCAUUCAUAAAGACAUUACAUGAAUUUGCAAAUAGUGCGACUGGAGAUAAAAGUGCAAUGGAUGAGUUGAAAAGGGUUAUAUUGCCAUCUGUACAAGGUAAAAUUUAUACGUUUCUUCGAAAAGCGAUUCAUCAUUGGCCACUGGACAGUUCAUUCAGAUUAAUUCUUGAGGCAUGGUUAAGCUUUAUUCAACCAUGGCGAUAUGUUCCAGGACUAUCUUAUACUAGAGAAGGCAAACCCGAAGAAGAGGAAAAAGGAAAAAUACACGACGUUGCUCGAUGGAUUCCAUUUGUUGCAAACAACUUAUUAGCAUAUACUGCAAUAUUUCAACAAUUAUUACCACGCUUCAUGAGAACAGAUCUUGUUGCACCAAAAAAUGCCCUGAUGUUGUUCAGAGUCACAAAGGUGUUUUCUCAGCCUUAUCUAGCAAAGAUGUUGAUCGAAGUGGAAAGUUGCAUUGAUGACAUUGGAAUAAGUCGAGGCAGAAUGCAAACUAGUCAGUGGAAUGUGUUGGUGCGACAGAAGAUUCAGGAGUUGGAAGGACCGUCAUAUCAGUAUGUUCCAAUGUUUUCAACGACCACAGUAUCUCAGGUCGUUUGGUUUCUGAGUACGAUUAAGCAGGCACAUUUGACAGCAACCAGUUUAGUGGAGGCUCUGGAGAAAAGAAGAACUAACAGACGUUUAGUAACUUUCUUAUGGGAAUUUUUCAACGGUGAAGACCAGUCAUCCGAUGACAUAAGUCUCGAUGAGAGACGACGAGUACCCAUAUACCUUGCUAACGCGCAGCAACAACUUAUUGACAUAUUCCAAAUAGAACUUGAUGACAUUCCACAAAUUGCUAUCGUCGCUGACCAAGAAUAUCAUGAUAGUAUUCUUUCCACAUCAUUUUGUCAGCAUUCGCAGGCUGAAACAAGCAUGGAUACAAGUAGGCCAGGUGUAUACGUUCCAAUUCAGGACGGAAGACAAACUUGUCGUUACAUUGAAUACAUGGGAGAUCCUGAACUGCAGCCAGUGCGAACAAAUGAGAACUCUUUUCUAGUCAGAAAUUUCUAUCGGUUAUGCAGUCAUUACAAUAGGAAGUAUGAACGUGAGUUAAUAGCAGCAUAUAGCAGAAAUGAUUUCUUUGGCAGAGUCGUUAGGCAAAUUUUGGUGCCACCCACAACUGUCAUAAAGCUGCCGAAGAGAGUAGGUUGUGAAUUUUCCAGUGGUUGCGAAGAGAAGUUACCUCCUCGAAUUAGUUUACGACCACUCUCUCGGUAUGGCUUUCUCCUAUUUAUGACCAUCGGAAUGUUCUUUUCCUGGAUUUUCGGAUACGGAGCACUGACGUUUCCAGUUCUCCUUUUCUUUCUGUGGGUUGUACUUAUACUCAUACGUGCUGUGUUCGAACCUUGGAUGCGAUCUGACAUAGCCUCGAUGAGGCCAAAUGCAUCGGCCUUUCUAAAUUAAGUCACCUAUAUAUAUAAUUUAUACCGAUAUAUAUAAUUUAUACCUCGAAAGAGUAAUUUAGAACACUUGAAUGUAAUUACACAUAAUUAGAACGGUAACAUUUGUAUAUCUUUUACAGACUCGAAAAUAAAUGUAUUGCACAUGGCUGUAUAA
Orussus abietinus is the source of this 2607-nucleotide messenger RNA. Its product is annotated as sphingomyelin phosphodiesterase 4. Gene Ontology annotation, biological process: glycerophospholipid catabolic process; sphingomyelin catabolic process; ceramide biosynthetic process. The coding region runs from base 88 to 2454 and encodes 788 amino acids. The record is from RefSeq and is a predicted model, not a curated record. NCBI's taxonomy places the organism in Eukaryota, Metazoa, Arthropoda, Insecta, Hymenoptera, Orussidae. The transcript has 13 exons. Gene Ontology annotation, molecular function: sphingomyelin phosphodiesterase D activity.